AUGGCCAGAUUCUUCUGGUUACUGCUUCCAUUUGUUGGAGGUGGUUUUGCAAAAGAAGGUUCCGUUAAUCCUCUCGUUAAUUCUGCCUCUGGCUCUUACACUCAUUCCCUUCCUGUCACUCCUUUGAACCAUCUCAAUGAUAGAGAUACUGGGUCGUCUUCUUUCGCUCCUCAAAUCAACCCACUUGUUCGACGAUCGUCGGCAUGUAAGCCUCGAGCGCCUCUGGGUGGUCCUGUGAUCGCCGAGUCUUUGGCUUCUACAAUUCAGUCAGUUACGACGACCGGUGAUCUUAUUGGCGUCGCAACGAAUUCCGGAUCUGUUAUAUCCGGAUCGACGUCUGACAGUGCUGUGGAGUUGGCUUCUACUACUGUCGUCUUCAGCGCCGCCUCCAGUGCUGCCAGUACCUACACGACAACCGAUGAGGUGUUUGGGUCGACAUCUGGGAGUGUUGUGGAGUCGACUUCCAGUGUCGUCUCCAGUGUCGCCUUCAGUGCCACCAGUGCUUACACGUCAACCGAUGAGACAUCGCGAUCAACUUCUGAGAGUUUUGUGGAGUCAACCUCCAGUGUCAUCGGCGGUGCUGUCAGUACCCAUACAACUUCCGAUGAAGCAUCGGCGUCCAUUGUCAGUGGUCUCAAUGGCAAGGAGGUAGUUGAGGCAACAUCGUCUUCGGGCACCACCUCGAGCGAAACGUUAGGCUCCGAAACCACUACAUCCGCACUCCCCUUUACGCAAACCGAAACCAGUGGCAGCUUGUCGACACUGGAUGCCACCUUGGAUUCAUCUAGUGAUGCCACGACCACAACUGGAUCCCUUGCCGGGGACUUGACCAGUACCACCGCUGUCAGCCUUGAAUCAGAGACCUCGUUCACAGAGUCAAGUGCACAACAGGUGUCGGCCACAUCUUCUUUUCCAACCUCAUCAACCGACACGACCUUUGAGUUGGGAGCAAAAGCUGUAUCUACUGAGACAAGCGACAAGCCCGCACUCUCUUCAGAGACUUCACUGUCCUUGACCGAAUCCCCUACAUCCGCAUCCUCCUCAGAGGCUUCACUUUCCUUGACCGAGUUUCCUUCUUCUACAUUCGCUUCAUCAGACCCAACCACAUCAUCGGAGAGUGUGGCUGCAACAUCGACUGACUCUCCUUUAGUGCUCACAGUGGCCGCCGACGGCAGCGGAGACUACACAGCCAUCAACGAUGCUAUCAAGGCCGCUCAAACAAGCGGCUACCCCACCGUGACUGUCCUCGCUGGCACUUAUACCGAGAAUGUCGUCAUUGCAGCCACUCCAGCUGUCACCGUUCUCGGUGCAACAUCCAAGAAGCGCGACGGUGCUUCUGGGGUCGUUAUCGAAGCGCCUACUAGUAACAACAAUCCUGCGCUUUCCUUCAACAACGAUGCGGCAGCAGGCAUCAGCUGGAAAAACAUUAAAUUUUCCAACCCUUUGACUGGGAACUCCGCCGGCGCUGUCUUCCUCCGUGGUUCGAAGAACGCUUUCUACAACUGCGAGUUCGUCUCUGCUGGUAUCGCCGCUAUCACCGGCAGCUAUGCAUCUGCCAUCAUUGCAAACUCAUACAUUGAGGCUCAAGAUAAAGUGAUCUACAACUAUCCGUCUCUUUUUAUCUACGGAACGACAAUCACUGCUACCAAUUCCAAUGCGCUGCUCGUCUACAACAAAGGUGGCACGUCCGGAAGUACCCUCUACAACUCGACCAUCGUCUUCGACACCUGCGAAGUUGUCCAGAAGAGUGGGGCCAAGAAUACCCGCGUCUUCCUCGCGGCAGGAAAUGGCGAUGGCUCAGUUGCCGUCUUCCGCGAUACCAACUUCGCCUCAGGCUUCUUGGCUGCCUCAGGCGUUUACGUUGAUACCAAGACGCAGUCACCUCUGAACCGCUAUGUCGAGUUCGGCACGACUGGCGAUGUGUCGGAUCGCUCCAAGUAUAUGACUUUGAUCACUGACCCCAAGGAUCUCUCACCUUACGAGGUCUCUGCCUUCUUCAAGGGCGCCUUCCCCAGUGUGGCUGUGUCAUCGGUCGAUUGGAUCGACUCCUCCGUUUUGAGUGCUAUCAAGGCGAGCAACGCUAAGGACACAAAAGAAGCCGAGACAACUUCUGCCGGUAUCGCUACCACAACCUCCGAAUCACUGAUCACCACGACCUCUGGUUCACUGAUCACCACGACCUCUGGUUCACUGACCACAACCGCCUCUGAAUCACUGACCACAACCGCCUCUGAAUCACUGACCAGCACCGCUUCUGAUUCACUGGUCACCACGACCUCUGAUUCACUGACCACAACGACCUCUGAUUCAUGUGCCUUCCCAUCUUCUGUUCCCAGUACGGCCCUCGUCGUUGGCCCCAAAUCCAACCCGUGUGCCUCGUACGAUACUGUCGCUUCUGCCGUUGCCGCGCUGCCCAAGGAUGAUACCACACAGCACAUCUACAUCCUCGCCGGAAAAUACCAAGAGAAGGUUACCAUCCAGCGCGUCGGUGCGACUAUCGUCCGAGGUCAGACCACCGAUGGGAACUCAGCCAAGAACAACAAGGUCACGAUCACCUCCAGCAAUGGCGUCCUUUCAAACAACGGCGGAUCAUCGGGCACAGCUACCUUUUCAGCCAAUCAGUACGAGGCGAAGCUGGUUUCCUUCUACAACAUCAACUUCGAGAAUGCAUUUGAAGCGGCGGCCAACACUGUCGCCUUGGCUGUUUUCGCUAAGGGAACGAAGGUUGCUUUCUAUGGAUGCGACAUCAGCUCAUCGCAGGGAACUCUCUAUCUCGACUAUGGUAACUUCUUCAUCAGUCAUUCCAUCCUUCGCGGUACGACGGACUUCCUGUGGGGACAGGGUGCCGGCUAUGUGUAUAACUCCGUUGUUGUUUCAAAAGGAAUGACAACAGGUCAGGCCAUCGCCGCACACAAGUUCCAAGGCCAAUACGGUGGCUCGCGGUUCGUCUUCGAUCUUUGCGCGGUUGUACCUGAGUCCAGCUCUGCUCCCGAGGGCAGUACAUUCCUUGGUCGCGAUUACAGCACCAAGUCAAAUGUCGCAUUUGUCAAUUGCUAUCUCGAUGGCCACGUUGCCCCGUCAGGCUGGAAGAUCUCUUCCCCCUCGACCUUUGCUGGCACAUUCACCGAGGGAAACAAUACGGGCCCUGGCUGGGAUUCUUCAUCUCGGAUCUCUGCUGCUACAAUCGUGAAGGACACUUCUUCGAUCAACGCCGCUGCUAUCCUUGGUGGAGAUGCUUGGAUUGACAAAGCCGCGAUCGCGCCUUUUCAAGGGUGGCCUGACUCCAAGUAUGUUCAGGAUGCGACUACAACUUCAGCUUCCGACACUGCUACCGAAACUGCCUCCGCAACCACGAGUGCAUCAGAAGUUGGCUCUACCCUGACAGUCGCCCCUUCGCCAACAGGUGAUCAGUUCAAGACCGUCGCAUCUGCUCUUGCGGCUAUCCCCGAUGAUGGCGAGGACUACACGGUCUUCAUCAAAGCUGGUUCCUAUAACGAGCAACUCAACCUCAAUCGGGGUCGGGGUCGUGUCACUCUUCGUGGUGAGACCAGCUUCGAAAAUGACUUUACCCAGAACCAGGUUCUCAUCUGGUUCAAGUUGGGUUAUAGCACUGGAGCGUCGCGCAAUGAAGAGACUCCAGUCCUCUUCUGGAAGACCACCACCGCAACAGGUGGUCUCGCUCUGUACAAUCUCAACUUCACCAAUACCUACCCUCAAACGCGGGAUACAGCUGCCCUCGCCGCGGACUUCUUCGGGAAUGAGAUGGCGGCAUACGGCUGUUCGUUUGAAGGCUUCCAAGAUACGCUACUGGUGAACCAGGGUGUCCAGGUCUUCUCUAAUUCUUACAUCUCUGGUAGCGUAGACUUCAUCUGGGGCUACAGCAAAACCUACUUCCACCAGUGUUACAUCGCUUCGAACACGCCCAAUGCCUACAUCACAGCGCAAAACCGAAAGUCCUCUUCUUGGGCUGGCGGUUUUGUGUUUGAUACUUGUAAGGUGACAUACACUGAUAGCUAUGGCAUUGACUUUGGUAACACGGCUCUUGGUCGACCUUGGUCUCAGUAUGCCCUUGUGGUGUAUAUGAAUUCUUUCCUAGAUAAACAUAUUUCCAAGGCCGGUUGGUCAGCUUGGUCAACAAGCAACCCUCAGACUUCGGAUGUACUCUUCGGCGAGUUCAACAACAUAGGGCCUGGAAGUUGGUCUUCUUCGCGAGCAAGCUUCGCAACAAAGCUCACCGAGUCCCAAGCCGCUGCUUAUUCUUUGGGCUCUUUUAUCGGAAGCACCAGCUGGUUGGACAUGAAGGCAUACAAUCUUGCGCCUAGUUACACAAUUGGCGACUCCACUGCUACCGACCCAGAACCAGAAGUUUCCUGGCCAUCACACCCUUCAGAUGGCACGACACCCCCCAAGAACGCAGUUGUCGUUUCUGUUGGUGGAGAAAAGUCUGGUUCAUACUCAAGUCUCACAGAUGCGCUCAAGAGCCUUCCCAAAGACUCGAGUCCCCAAGUCAUCUUCAUCUAUCCUGGAACAUACGAAGAGCAGGUGCCAUCAAUCAACCGACCUGGCCCUGUCACCAUCAUCGGAUACACUGAGACCGAGCCUGGAAAGACAUACAUGAGCAACCAAGUCACGAUUACUCAAGCUAAGGGACUCUCAGUCGCAGGAACAAUCCCUGCUGGUCGCAGUAAUGCGGACACGGCGACUAUCGCAACAGCCAGCACUAAGAUCGCUUUUUACAACGUCAAGUUCAUCAACACUGACAAUCUUGACGGUGCGACGCCUAGCUACGUGACUCUCGCUGCCAGUGUGUACGGUGACAAGAUUGGCUUUUAUGGCUGCGAAAUGAUCGGAUGGCAGGAUACAUUGUUGACAGGUGCCACUGCGGGUUACCAGUACUACGAGAGCUGCUACAUUGAUGGCGCAAUCGACUUUAUCUGGGGUUACAGUAAGGCCUACUUCAAGGGCUGUACCAUUGCUGCCAAGCGGGCCAAAUCAGCCAUCACCGCGCAUAGUCGCAAAGACGCAACUGCAGCUGGAGGAUACAUCUUUGACCAAUGUCUUUUCACUGAGGCUGCUUCAUCCACGGUUGAUCUGACAGGGCAAGUUUAUCUAGGCAGACCUUACAGCGCUUACGGCCGCGUGGUAGUCAAGAACAGUUAUCUGGAUUCUAUCAUCCAGCCCGCCGGUUGGAAAAUCUGGUCUACCACCGAUCCUCGCACUGAUCAUAUUACCUUUGCGGAAUAUGCCAAUGAGGGUCCUGGAAGCUGGGAGAAGAAUUCGGCGGCACGUGAGGCUUUUGGCUUCGCUACUCUCCUGACCAAGGAUGAUUAUUCUCUUGCGUCCGUGAUGGAUAGCACUGACUGGAUCGACAAGACGUUCUGGGAUUCGAUCGUAACUCCAAAACCUACCACACCUGUCGUCCCUGUCCCUGAUCCCAACGCUGUUUACAGUGGCAAGACCCCACCACCUGGCGCUUUCAUCGUGUCCAAGGAAGCUAUUGAGGGAGUCACCACUUACAGCACGAUACAAGCUGCGAUUGAUGCCCUCCCCGCCUCCAGCAAGGUCACGCCCACUGUCUUUAUCUACCCCGGUGCCUACAAGGAGCAGAUCGUUCUCAGUCGUGCUGGCACAACUUUCUUCAUCGGAUACUCUGAAUCGCCUGACGACAACUCCAAGAACCAGGUCACUAUCACGUAUGACAAGGGCAUCGACACACAGGCGGAUGCGUCCAACUCCGAUUCGGCUACAUUCUAUGCCACUGGAAAUUACUUCCAGGCUGUCAACAUCAACUUCGAGAACUCAUUCGGUACAACCAACAACUACGCAAGUCUUGGCUUUGCAGUUAAGAGCAGCAAGUUUGCUUCGCUCUAUGGCUGCCAAGUCUACGGAAACCAGGAUGCUCUCCUCAUCAAUGGCAACCUUUUCGCAUACAACAGUCUUUUCACCGGCAAUAUUGACAUGAUUUGGGGUUCCGGAGCUGGGUACUUCCUGAAGUCCACCAUUGCGCCGAAUAAGGAUAAGAUUGCGUUGACGGCGAACAAGAAAGGAACCAACACUGGUCCCAAUGGUUUCGUCUUCGACCAGUGCACCAUCACCCCCGCCGAUGGAGCGUCGUUCUCGACUAUCUAUCUCGGCCGGCCGUGGGAUCAAUUCGCUCGGGUUGCCUAUAUCCAGUCUGAUCUCAGUGCAUCAAUCGCUGCUGUCGGCUGGACUGGUUGGACUAAGAGUGAUCCUAGGACCGACAACGUCAUUUUUGGUGAAUACGACAACACUGGUCCUGGAGCCUCGACUAGUGGUCGUGCGUCUUUCGCCAAGCAGCUUUCGGAUGAGGAUGUUGCCCAGUUUCAAUUGGGCACUUUCUUCCCUUCUACAAGCUGGAUCAACAUGACGCUCGUUCACGCGACUCCUUUUGACGUAGCUGUAGCUGCCACGCAGACAUUCAGCUCAACCACUGUCUACACCACUCAAACUGUCACGUCUUCUCAGACUCUGUUCACUACUUUGACUGGUGCCGAGGUGACCAUCACUGAGAAGUCCACAUCUACUCAGGAUAUCGGUACUACCAUUACACCAGACCCGACGACCAAGACUAUGAUUGAGAAGGCGACAGUGACCGAAACGGCUCAAGUUACCCAAGCUGACAAGCUAGUCACCGUCAAGUCGACCGAGAUUGUGGAUGUUGGCAAGACUGUUACGCCUGCUGUCGUUACUGAGACUUCAACCCAGGUCUUUGAUGCUACUGUCACUUCUUGGGUCACAAAACCUGCCAAGGCAGUCACUACGACUUCAACAACUGUAGGCGCUACUGUUACGCCCAAGUCAGUGACUGAGAACAUAGUCGAGCGAACGACAGUGGUGAUCAGCAAGACCAUCAGCCCCAAGCCCAUUACCGUUAAGAGCACCACAACUGUGGUAAUAGGUACUGGCGGCACUACGACAACUUCCCUAAAGGCCACUACUGUUCUAUCGACUACUGUAACGACCUCUGUCAAAAUUGUUAGCAAGACGACUACAUUGAAGUGUGUCCCUACUCAGGACAAGCGAGACUUGGGCGGUGACGUGGCAAUUCUCAGGCCCCGCGCUGCUGUCGUGUUCGGUAACCCAUCUGUUGACCUCGCUUCUGGCCUGACACGGCGUGACCUUGACCUAGGGUCUAUAAAUCUUGAGGCUCGUGCAGCUGGUCUUUCCACCGUUACAGUCACCGUUGUUUCAACUUUUACUACCAACGUCAAAACUUCAAUCAUGACGGUUCCUGGUAGCACUGCGACCACCCAGGUCAUCACGACCAAGACAAUUGGAAAGACAAGCACUCUCAAGCCUGCCACUGUCAUUGACGCAUCAACCUCUGUCGCAACAAAAUAUGUCACCUCUACCAUUCCUGGAUCAACAUCAACCACGACUACCGUGACCACCAAAGAAACAGGCAAGACAACGACCCUCAAGGCCGCUACCACCACUGUCGUCGUCGCAUCUACAUCUGUCGUCACCGAUAAGAAGACCUCCAUAGCCCCAGCAAGCACAGUAACUGUUUUGAAGACCCUCACUAGAACUCUGCCCGCUGGAACCGUCAAGGUCACCACGACCAGCACCAUUAAGCAGACAUCCCCUGUUACUCUAGAUCAGAAGACUGUUACAAACUGGGCGACUGUCAAGUCUACUUUGAAGCCGUCGAGUACCGUAACUGUGAGGAGUACUGUGUCAAAGACUACUACGUCUGUUGUCAAGGAGACGAAGACGGUGUGGGCGACGAGGACUAGCAAGGGCGCGGCUGCUUGUACAAACUAG
Fusarium coffeatum is the source of this 7785-nucleotide messenger RNA. RefSeq lists its product as uncharacterized. The transcript is spliced from 4 exons. Gene Ontology annotation, biological process: cell wall modification. The record is from RefSeq and is a predicted model, not a curated record. Gene Ontology annotation, molecular function: pectinesterase activity. NCBI's taxonomy places the organism in Eukaryota, Fungi, Ascomycota, Sordariomycetes, Hypocreales, Nectriaceae. Bases 1 to 7785 code for a protein of 2594 amino acids.